GGUCUAUAGUAGCGUAUACGGGCCUCGGUUGGGUGGUUGGGACGGGUCUGGGUCAAAGACACUGUAGCGUAGCUCUGUGUCGAUUCGUAUCUUCUGAACAGCCUUGGCCGGGUGGUUGGGAAUGGGCUGGGAUAUACGACAAAGCCCAUAUGCGCCACUUCGUAGUUGUCUUGUGGCCAUGGUUGGUGGUUGGGGCCGGAGACACGACAAAGCCCAUACGCGACAACCUCAGGUCAUGGCGGGCGGACGGGACGGGCCUGGGUUAUGUAAAUGUAGUUUUGCACUCCCUUGUAGUAUGUAUAUUGUAAAAGGCCCCGGUUGGGUGGUCGGGACGGACCUGGGAUAUAUUUUUUGUUUCACUCAUGGAAUCAGGUUAGCUCGAUGCUAUUCUGUGCCCGUGGGUCAAGGUGCGUACUUCCUCCCCCUAUUGUUUUUCCUAGGCUCGGCGGGUGGCUGGGAUGGGCCUGGGACAUAGACGGUGGAUUCACAGUCUAUGUUUUAUACUAAUCCUGCUUUUCAUUUCUUCAUUCUGUUUGGUUCUUUUUUUCUUUUGUUUUUCUUUUUCCCUUUGUCUUUCCUUUCUUUCCUUUCUGCUUCUUUUUUCCAUAGAAGGAUAGGUUCAAGAAGUGACAAAUAAAGUAACCUUUUUGUGGCCUCGUAC
Molecule: messenger RNA, 661 nt
Organism: Aspergillus brunneoviolaceus CBS 621.78
Lineage: Eukaryota; Fungi; Ascomycota; Eurotiomycetes; Eurotiales; Aspergillaceae
Exons: 5
Coding region: 122-475 (117 amino acids)
Source: RefSeq, a predicted model, not a curated record